AAAACUAAAGAACGGCUGUCAGAGAGAGGAAGACAGGCUACAGGCAAGUGUUUUGGGAACCUGACAGCUGAUUUCAGUCCGCAGCAGCAUCACUCCAGCAGGGAAGGAGAGUGACGGAGGAGGAAGGAGAAAACAAGAGUGAAGGAUGUGGUGCAAGUGAUGAGGGUGGAGUUAAAGGAAACACUGAAGGUGGGAAGGUAGACAAACAGAGCAGCAAAUUGAUCCCCGGAGACAAAGAACACAAGGAGGAGCUGAGGAGCACAGCUGACAGGAUGCAAGCAAAGUGCCAAACAGUAUGAGGGAAGGAACCAUGCACCUGCGAUAAGACGAUUCUACACAGUAUAUAUCUUCUUGGACGUUCAGAAAUUCACCCAAACAAGUGAGGAUGUCAGGAUCAGACCCUCGCUGCACUCAUGGAGACACCGUCUGUGAGAUCCGUGUUUAUGAGCCGGAGGUGAUCGUGGUGCCUAUCCUCCUGCUGGCCAGCUUCCUGGUCACUCUGGUUUUCAUUCUGCUGCUGCGCUACUGCCCAGAGAAGGUCGACCGAAUCCGUCCACGAAAGAAAAUGACCACCAGGAGGAUACUGCAAGGCAUUGAUGCUCCACCUGGUCUCAAUGUACUUGAGCAUGAAAGCAUUGCGUUGGAUAUUCCCACUUCCUACUCCACCUUUGACGCUUCAAAAACGUAUCAAUCUCAAAGAUUUCCUGCAGCGAUGAGCAAUCCGGCUCCCUCACCCCGCCCCCUACUGGAUCCCAUCAAGACCAGUUUCACUCCCAUCGUCCAGCCCAGAGAGCUGCCCCGCCAGAGGCUGCCAGAGUCCUUCAACCUGGUCGCCCCUCUACAGGGUUCCUUCUCCCUGCGAGUCGACACGUCUGUGUCUCUCUACAGGGCACGCAUGGAAAACAGGAAUGUGGUGCUCCGGGUCCUCAAAGACUCAGCCGAUGCCGAUGAGAGACAUGACUUCCUGGGCUUUGCAUCUUUCCUCUCUCAGCUUGGUCCGCAUCCAUUCCUGCCAGAGCUGCUUGGUGUGGUCUCAAUUCGGGCUCCCCUGGUCACAGUGGUGGAGGAGCUUGAAAACAGGGACCUGCUCAGCUACUUGUGGCAAUGCAGACAGGACAAAGUGGAUCCUCCGUGUGAAAUGACUGAAAGGAGAAUAUUCACUAUGGGCAGUCAAAUUGCUUCUGCUCUGGAGUUCCUCCACAGCAAAGAUCUCCUUCACGGAAACAUUAGGGCCCGCAGCGUGCUGGUCACGAAGCAGCUCACAGCCAAGCUCUGGGGUCUGCAUGGAGUUUACAUAAGAAAAAGCAAGAAAGCCACUCAGAGGGACGAUCCCAGCAUGAAGAAGUGGCAGGCACCGGAGCUGCUGGUCAGGAAGGCAGCAACUAAGAGCAGUGACAUUUGGUCGUUUGGGAUCUUGCUAUUUGAGAUGGCAUCAUUAGGCGAUGCUCCAUUUGCAGAAAUCUCAAUUAACGAGGUUCUGCAGUUUCAUCAGAGAGGAAAAAACCUGAAAAAACCUUCCAACUGUUCCAACUCACUAUAUGCGCUGAUAAAAAGCUGCUGCCAGUGGAAAGAGCAGGAUAGACCCCUGCUGGCUGAAUUGAGCCGGAAACUUGUUUCAGGAGAAAAGGGCGCCUCUGAUAAAGUCCUCAAAGCCUCGGGGACGGUUAACCUGGAACAGUACCUGCAGGAGGCCGGAUACGGAGAAGCCAACAGCUACACCGUUUUAUGAUCAUUUACAAUGUCAAAUGCCAAAGAAGAAAUAUAUGUGUGCAUUUGCACUACUAUCUCCAAGCCUAAUAUAGCACUUAUACAAGUGACUUUAAGAUGCAAUUGAAGUGUUACAAACUGUGUUUGAGCACUUUUGGCGAUAAAAUGGGAUCUUUAUUAAGUUAUUGUUCUUAGGAUUCACUCAGUUGAACAGGGAACUCCUUAGUGAGUUCAUUUUGGGAGGAAAUUUCAUGAUUGUUGGAGAACAAUCAUACAAAAAGUCUUCUGUUUCUCAUCUAUGGAACUUUUUGGGGUUGAGGUUGGAAACAAAACUUGUGUUUUUGUGGUAUAAGACCAGAGAACAUGUAAACAUGAGUUUGUGCAGCUUUCUUACCACAUGAACCUGCAGGUGAUGCUGUCCAAACAUUAUGGUUUUCAACUUUUUAAAUUUUUAAAAAAAUGGACCAAUACCUUUUAAAAAAUGUAAUAUAUAAACUACCACAGAAGGAGUUACAAAGUAAAGGAUCUGUUAGUGUAACUAAUAAUAGCCAUAUCUACGUUUACUCAAGCAGGACGGGUCAUACAGAUGUCUGCAAGAACCAAACUCAGACUGUUUACAUAAACUCAAAAUGUUAAUGACAAUAUGAAUUAUCAUGAGGUUGAAAUGAACCUAUGACCAAUAAGCAACAUACUCAGUUCCAGUAAUGUUUAUUGAUAGUACUGCAUACAUGUACAGGGAGCUCUUCCAUUUAGACCUUGAAAGAGAAGAGCGUGAGUACCCACUUCCAGGUACUUUAUUAAAGCUUCUACAACUAUAUUGUCCCAUGAAAAAAUAAUUCUGAUUGUACUAUAAAAAUGAGAAAAUACAAAACUAAACUCUUCAUGACUAUUCAAAAAAGAAAACUACUAAAACACCAGGCUUGUUGAGUGUCAUUGUCGGUGAUGUGAUUGAAGCCUGGGCUUGGCAUCUAUGAC
Messenger RNA from Xiphophorus couchianus (Monterrey platyfish), 2682 nucleotides. RefSeq names its product serine/threonine/tyrosine kinase 1b (gene styk1b). Gene Ontology annotation, biological process: protein phosphorylation; cell surface receptor protein tyrosine kinase signaling pathway; multicellular organism development. Gene Ontology annotation, molecular function: transmembrane receptor protein tyrosine kinase activity; ATP binding. The record is from RefSeq and is a predicted model, not a curated record. Gene Ontology annotation, cellular component: plasma membrane; signaling receptor complex. Bases 386 to 1729 code for a protein of 447 amino acids. Lineage: Eukaryota; Metazoa; Chordata; Actinopteri; Cyprinodontiformes; Poeciliidae. The transcript has 10 exons.